This is a messenger RNA of Nilaparvata lugens (brown planthopper), 3162 nucleotides long. Its product is annotated as probable phosphorylase b kinase regulatory subunit beta. NCBI's taxonomy places the organism in Eukaryota, Metazoa, Arthropoda, Insecta, Hemiptera, Delphacidae. The record is from RefSeq and is a predicted model, not a curated record. Gene Ontology annotation, biological process: glycogen metabolic process. Gene Ontology annotation, molecular function: calmodulin binding. Gene Ontology annotation, cellular component: phosphorylase kinase complex. The coding region runs from base 90 to 3041 and encodes 983 amino acids. The transcript is spliced from 18 exons.
CCAGACUAAUUAAAUUAAUUUAUUGUUGAAGACGAAUUGACGAUGACCGAGGCAAAUCGUACGAGCUGGGCCAGUCUGCUGUGAAGUGCAUGCGAGGCAUACUAGAAUGUUGGAUCAAGCAGGCUGACAGAAUAGAGCUGUUCAAGAAAAACCAGAGUGAAAAACAUGCCUUGCAUUGUAAAUUUCAUUUGGUUACGGGCGACAGUGUCUACGAAGAUGAUGAAUAUUCACAUCUGCAGAUUGAUGCAGUAUCAUUGUACCUCUUAUUUCUUGUACAAAUGAUCACAUCUGGCCUGCAAAUAAUAUACACACAAGAUGAGGUUGCUUUUGUGCAGAAUCUUGUAUACUAUGUGGAAAGAGCUUACCGAACACCUGACUUUGGAAUGUGGGAGAGAGGCAGUAAAUACAAUGUUGGAGUACCAGAAAUACAUGCAAGUUCCAUAGGAAUGGCGAAGAGCGCAUUGGAAGCCAUCAAUGGAUGUAACCUGUUCGGUGAGAAGGGGGCCUCGUGGUCGGUCAUUUAUGUUGAUAUUGAUGCUCAUAACAGAAAUCGAAGCAUUUUUGAGACACUCUUGCCUCGAGAAUCAAGCUCCAAGGGGUUGGAUGCUUCUCUGUUACCUACCAUCUCAUUUCCUGCGUUCGCAACACAUGAUGAAAGUUUAACAGCAAAGACGAAGGAAAAUGUGACUAAGAAGCUGAAAGGGAACUAUGGAUUUAUUAGAUUUGAGAGAGAUGGGUACAAGUGCUCUAUAGAAGAUACCAGUCGACGUUAUUACAAGACAGGAGAGACCAAGGAGUUUGAAAAUGUUGAAUGUGAGUGGCCAGUUUUCUUCCUCUUCAUGAUAAUCGAUGGGGUUUUCAAAUCGCUUCCUGAUCAAGUUGAAGAAUACAAAGGUCUCUUGAAAAACCUUAUUUGUAAAGAUCAGAAUGGCGAUCCAUGCAUUCCGAUGUACUUCUACGUGGCGGAGGAGAACGUGGAGGCGGAACGCGCCGAGCCGGGCACACAGGGCCGCUGCAACAGCAGCGAGGGAUCAGGUGGCAGCGAGCCGCUCUACCUCUGGAAUCAGGCCAUGUUUGUGAUGGCACAGCUGCUCACCUCUGGUCUGCUGCACAUCAACGAGCUCGAUCCAAUCAGGCGCUAUCUGCCCAGCUACAGCAGGCCCAGGCGAGGUGGCAGAUAUUCUGCUUUUCAGGCUAGGCGAUUGAAAGGAACAGCCACUGAUCUGGUUGUUCAAAUAGUUCUGAUAGCUGAAUCUAUGAGACUGCAAGCAAUGAUGGCAACAUACGGCAUUCAAACGCAAACUCCGCACGAAGUGGAGCCAGUACAGAUCUGGUCUUCCAAUCAGUUGGUCAAAGUCUACCAACAUCUCGGAGUCAAUUCUAAAUUGAAUCUUAACGGCAGGCCUAGUCGUCCCAUUGGAGCACUUGGUACAAGCAAGGUGUACAGAGUCUGUGGUAUGACUGUUCUAUGUUACCCAUUGAUAUUUGAAGUUUCACAGUUCUAUUUAUAUCGUGACAUGGCUCUUCUAAUAGAUGAUAUCAAAACUGAAUUGUGCUUUGUCAGCAAAUACUGGCGACUAUCAGGUAGACCGACUGUCUGCCUUCUAAUUCGAGAAGAGCAUAUGAGAGAUCCUCAAUUCAAGCAGAUGCUUGAUUUAAUGGCUAUGCUAAAAAAAGGCUACUGUGAUGGGAUCAAGGUGCGAAUUGGGCGUCUACAGAAUCUUAUUUCAUCCUCAUGUAUUGAACACCUAGAUUUCAUGAAUAUGGUUGACCCUGGUGAAGUAAGUUUCAAUCAAAUCAAACAGCUACAGCACGACUAUAUUGGUUAUCAAAGCUUGACUGAUGUGCCCAAAGCAACUGCCUAUACUGAACAACCAACAGACCUAAUAGAUUAUGAAAACAGACCUCUUCAUGAAUUACUCGACGCAAUAAGAAAUUCAAGCGGGUUACAUGUGAAGUGUCAAUUGUAUGGGAUCCUUAUGAAUCGAAAAGGAGCUGAUUAUGAGUUUAAUGGAUUGACAGUGGAAGAACAUCUGAGAGGACUCUACCACACUGCCGGUUGUCUGCAUUACUGGAUAGUUGUGAGAUAUUGCAGUGCUUUACUGCACCACACAGUCGACAGUAUAAGUCCGUUCAUCACAACAGUACUAGUCAAUGGUAAACAGCUCUCAGUUGGUGUUAUUGGACGAGAAGAAACAGUGUUUGAUAAGCCAUUGACACCUGCAGAAAUAAGAUCAGCAUUCUACAAGCGCAUACAACCCUACGAUAAAAUCCAAGCUGUACUUCAGCAAGAGAUAGUUCUUUAUUGUGGGAGGCUCAUUGCUACAAAUCCAGACAUGUUCAAAGGAAUAUUGAAAAUUCGAGUUGGUUGGGUUCUGGAAGCGAUGAAAAUCUAUCUGGAGAUGAAUGGUAAGGCUGCCAACAGUUUGGCCAAUCACAGUCCUUAUCAAGUGCGCAAACUGCUUUACAAAGUGUUGUCAGUUCACAAGGAUAGCAACUGUGGACAAUUAAGCGUGCUGGAGAAGCGCCGUAUCGAGGGCUGCCUGUGCCGGGUGCCGUCUUCGUUCUACAACCACGUGUGGGACGUGAUGGAGCGAACGCCGGGCGGACUGCGCGUGCGCGGGUACAUCUUGCCGCAGCAACCCACCCUCUCCGAGAUGACUCGCUCCGAACUCACCUUCGCGCUCCUAGUCGAGCAGACGCUCAACCGCAUACACCAGCCCGAGUACCGCCAGAUCAUUGUCGAAUUGUUGUGCAUCGUCUUCACGAUAUUGAACCGAAAUCCAGAGUUGAGCUUCCGGAAUCAAUUAGAUCUUGACCAGCUGGUUACUGAUGCCUACACCAUGUUUUGUAAGGAUGGUGACUUGAAAGAGCCAAGCAUCGAGGUGUUCUUCUCAUCAGAGCAAUCCAUCACCACCGGUUACUUGGCACGAGCAGUUGUCAACAAUGUCCUGAAAGGAGGUCAACUGCUGCAGAGCACCGCCACCUCUGAUGCUAUCGCGUCAAGGAAGGGCAAUGCUGACCAAUGUAGAUUGCAGUAAUUUAUAUUCCUAUGACUGUGGGUAUGUCUUGUCAGACCCCAUUUAUAGACCGGUUGUUUAUAGAUUUAUUUAUGUUUGUAACUUGUUUAUUUUUGACUGAAAUAAAGUUUAUUUAUUAGUA